This is a messenger RNA of Trichoderma atroviride IMI 206040, 688 nucleotides long. Lineage: Eukaryota; Fungi; Ascomycota; Sordariomycetes; Hypocreales; Hypocreaceae. The record is from RefSeq and is a predicted model, not a curated record.
UGAAUACGUCUGUGCCUGCCCAGGCCUCCCGUUUGUUCGAGCAUGGCUAGCACAGACAGGUGUACCUACGUGUACCAAGCACGAGCAACUGAUCUCGGCUUCUGUACAAGUAGGUAUGUGCAUACUUGGUCGCAAGGCGACGACAGAUGACGAUGGCGAUGAUGCUGCUGCUGCUGCUGCUGCUGCUGCCGCUCCUCCUCCUCAUGCCGGCGUCUCUGUUCACGCUCUCGCUGUGCGCUGCAGGACGUGCUAGUGCCGUCCGCCACAGUGCUGGGUCAAUCCAUUUCCCUUUCUUCUCUCUCAUCCACCCACACACACCGCCUGUGGGCUAAGAGAAGAUGGUGAUGGCAAUCCCGGCACAACCCUUGUCCACUGGCUAGGCCCGGCUCUGCAGUGCCUGAUUGGGCAGCUGGUCCUGGUCAUGUCGCCCCUGGCUGGACUUACCAACGCUAUUACUGGCUGUGUAAUCAAAGCUCUGCGCCCCUGUCGCGUCUCCCAUGCGCUGGCUAGCCCCGGUUCUGACCCAUCCUUGCUCCCCGUCGCUCUCAAGCUGCCUCCCGACCAGACACCCCCUCCCCUGCUAGUACGACUCAGAAAAGUAUUUGGGACUUGGGGUCACCUAGCUCCUUUACUUUUGGCUAUCCCUCUUGGAAAUUUUUUCUCUAUUUCUCGGGAGAGAAACCAGAGG